CGGGCGGGGUUCCCGGGGGGGGCGGAGGCGGCGCUGGCGGUUCCCGGCAUGAAGCCGGCCGUCGACGAGAUGUUCCCCGAGGGCGCCGGGCCCUACGUCGAUCUCGAUGAGGCAGGAGGCAGCACGGGGCUUCUGAUGGAUUUGGCAGCCAAUGAAAAAGCAGUUCAUGCAGAUUUCUUUAAUGAUUUUGAAGAUCUUUUUGACGAUGAUGAUAUCCAGUAAAAUAAGCUUUCCGACUGUACAAAUCAAGAUAAGCCUUUUUGUAGCCGUACCGAGGUCCCUGUUUUAUUUAUCUGAUUUCUUGAAGAUCUAAUGGAAAUCUCUUUAAAAAUCGGAACGUGACGAACAAGAAAUUAUAAACAACUCUUUACUGUCACACAAAGCUACAUGUGACUCUCUCUCUUUGAUUCAAUAAAUAGGAAAAUUCUUA
Tachyglossus aculeatus (Australian echidna) is the source of this 430-nucleotide messenger RNA. RefSeq names its product COP9 signalosome subunit 9 (gene COPS9). Bases 49 to 222 code for a protein of 57 amino acids. The transcript is spliced from 3 exons. NCBI's taxonomy places the organism in Eukaryota, Metazoa, Chordata, Mammalia, Monotremata, Tachyglossidae. The record is from RefSeq and is a predicted model, not a curated record. Gene Ontology annotation, biological process: negative regulation of protein neddylation.